This is a messenger RNA of Penicillium nucicola, 954 nucleotides long. Its product is annotated as alpha/beta fold hydrolase. Gene Ontology annotation, cellular component: endoplasmic reticulum. Gene Ontology annotation, biological process: regulation of lipid storage. Lineage: Eukaryota; Fungi; Ascomycota; Eurotiomycetes; Eurotiales; Aspergillaceae. The record is from RefSeq and is a predicted model, not a curated record. Bases 1 to 954 code for a protein of 317 amino acids. The transcript has a single exon.
AUGGCUGAAAAUCGCAAUUGGGAGCAGUGCGAGGCACGAGAGGGCAUUGUCGAAAGACCCGAUGGAGCGGGGUUGUUCGUAGUCACCAGAGGGGCACCAAGACAGUCCAAACAGCCAGUCGUCGUCUUCGAGCCUGGACUUGGAGUCAGUGGCUCUUGCUGGGCAGCAGUGCAACGCAUGCUAGAUCCUCGCAUCCGAAGCUACGCCUAUGAUCGUGCCGGACAUGGACAAAGCCCAGAGUCUCAAACACCGCGCAGUGCAGCAAACAUGGCCGUCGAACUUCUCAACACCCUCAAAGCUGCGGAGGUUAACGCCCCAUACAUCCUGGUCGCCCACUCCUAUGGAGGUAUCAUCAUGCGUGAGUUCUUAGCUGCCGCGGGCUCAGAUGCGAUAGCUGGAAUGGUCUUGGUCGAUGCCAAUCAGGAAAAUACACACCCGAAGCUUCAAAUCCCGUUUCCUUCCAUCCAAGCACUAUGUGGUGAGCGAAACUAUUUUGACAUCAUUGGGCUUCUGCAAGAGAAUGCCCUCACGCCGGAGGAGAUGGGUCGGAUCGGAACGGACGCAGGACUCCCAUUGACGGCGCGUGCGUCUCAGCAAGAAGGAGCGUUCUUGCUUGAGAGCUCUGCUGCUUUAGGAGAAAAGGGCCAGUUUGAUGCAUGCCCGCUGGGAACACGCCCUGUCACCGUGAUUCGGGGGGAGUCACGUCGCGACUUUGAUCGCCUGCUGGUGGCAGCCAAAGAAAGUGGCAGUGGCAGUCAAGAGGAUUUGGAUCAAAUGGUGGACUUCCUUACCAAUCGGUUUGACGUUUUCGAUCGGGAUUUGCAGAGGCAGCAGAUGCGCUUGUCGGAGAACAGCCGGUUUGUUCAGUCCACCAACAGUGGACACGCAGUGAUGGCUACCGAGCCAAAGUUGGUCGCUAAUGAGAUUCUGGCAAUCUGGGAAGCGAGCGUUUGA